Messenger RNA from Rhopalosiphum padi (bird cherry-oat aphid), 879 nucleotides. Its product is annotated as KRAB-A domain-containing protein 2-like. The coding region runs from base 1 to 879 and encodes 292 amino acids. NCBI's taxonomy places the organism in Eukaryota, Metazoa, Arthropoda, Insecta, Hemiptera, Aphididae. Gene Ontology annotation, molecular function: nucleic acid binding. The transcript has 3 exons. Gene Ontology annotation, biological process: DNA integration. The record is from RefSeq and is a predicted model, not a curated record.
AUGUAUGAUAAAUUAAAAGAUUUUCAUACCCGAACAGGACAUGGGGGAAAUGUGAAGCUUCGCAUGGCUUUAAUUAAUAAAUACACGAUUCCAAGACCAGCAAUAGAAGCUUUCCUGUCAACUUGUUUAUCAAAAACAGUAAAAAACCAAUGGAUUUUAAAUUAUCAAGAUCACAGUACAAAGUUUUUAUCCUUGCGACCUCUGGAAUCCAAAAGAGCAAUUGAAGUAGCAAGAAAUUUAUUUUCAUUAUUUCUCACUUUUGGGGCUCCAAAAAUCUUGCAAAGUGAUAACGGUCGAAAAUUUGUCAACACUAUAAUUACAGAGCUCAAAACUCUGUGGCCUGACUGUGUUAUAGUGCAUGGUCGACCCAGACAUCCCCAAAGCCAAGGUAGUAUAGAACGAAGUAACCAAGACAUCGAAAAUAUGUUGAGAGCAUGGGUGGUCGAUAACAAUUCAAAAAAAUGGUCCAUUGGCUUAGAAUUCGUCCAAUUUCAAAAAAAUUGUUCCCAUCAUCGAGUAAUUAAUAGAUCUCCGCAUAAAGCUUUAUUUGGAAGUGACCCGAAAAUAGGUUUAACAACUUCAAAAUUACCAUCAGAAGUUUUGCAAAAAAUAUCAACUGAAGAGGAUUUACUAAUGUAUACCGGAGACUCAGACAGUUUUUUUGGAAGUUUUAUAAAAUGCCCGGUCGCCCGGUUUGUUUCGAAACUUCUUCUGAAUCUUCUUGCUACCUUAAGAUUUUCAGCCAUAUAUGACGAAGCUUCUAGGCUUAAAGGAUCGUAUGUUAUGCAAGCAAAGGAAGCUGAAAUUGACGGAAUAGUCAAAGUUCUAAUAUUGAAAACGAAUCAGAAGAUGGUAUUAUACAUUUAUUGGAUAAACUAA